This is a messenger RNA of Dama dama (fallow deer), 2940 nucleotides long. RefSeq names its product agouti related neuropeptide (gene AGRP). Gene Ontology annotation, molecular function: type 1 melanocortin receptor binding; neuropeptide hormone activity. Gene Ontology annotation, cellular component: extracellular region. Bases 2536 to 2940 code for a protein of 134 amino acids. The record is from RefSeq and is a predicted model, not a curated record. The transcript has 5 exons. Gene Ontology annotation, biological process: adult feeding behavior; positive regulation of feeding behavior; hormone-mediated signaling pathway. NCBI's taxonomy places the organism in Eukaryota, Metazoa, Chordata, Mammalia, Artiodactyla, Cervidae.
UUGAACUGUGGUGUUGGAGGAGACUCUUGAGAGUCCUUUGGACUGCAAGGAGAUCCCACCAGUUCACUCUAAAGGAAAUCAGUCCUGAAUAUUCAUUGGAAGGACUGAGGCAGAAGCUGAAGCUCCAAUACUUUGGUCACCUGAUGUGAAGAACUGACUCCUUGGAAAAGAUCCUGAUGCUGGGCAAAAUUGAAGGCAGGAGGAGAAGGGAAUGACAGAAGAUGAGAUGGUUGGAUGGCAUCACCAACUCGAUGGACAUGAGUUUGAGUAGGCUUUGGGAGUUGGUGAUGGACAGGGAUGCCUGGCUUGCUCCAAGUCCAUGGGGUCACAAAGAGUCAGACACAACUGAGAGACUGAACUGAACUGAACCUUACAGAGAAGAAAUUACUGAUAUUGUGGCUUUCACAAUUUUUUUCUAAAUGAUGCAGGCAGAAAAGUAAUUCACAUGAGACCUUACAAAUAUUAAAUCCUAUUAUGUCAAACAAAUGCCAUUAAAUAUGAAACAAAAUAUUGACUCUAUUUCACAAUAUAGUUUAUGGUUAACAAAUUUAAUAUAGAAUUUUAAACUACCAAUUUAGCUUAAUUGAAAGGUAUAAUUUCAUCAAUCCUGAUUAAAUAAAAGCAUGUUCAGUAUCCUCUCCCUCUGAGAUUUUUAAAUAGAACAAUUGAGAAAGUUUGAUGUUGGGAGUUAUGGUUGCCCAACAGUGAUAUUGGGGCUUCCCAGGUGGUUCAGUGGUAAAGAAUCUGCCUGCCAAUGCAGGAGACACGAGAGAGGCAGGUUCAACCCCUGGUUAGGGAAGAUCCCCUGGAGGAGGGCAUGGCAACCCGCUCCAGUACUCUUGCCUGCAAAGUUCCAAGGACAGAGCAGCCUGGUGGGCUACAGUCCAUGGGGUCGCAAAGAGUUGGACACCACUAAGUGCAUACACAAACACAAAAAACAGUGAUUAUGCUGAUUCCUUUUGAAUUAGGUUAUUAAGAUCACCACUAACCAAACUACAUUAACAGAAAGGUUGUACAUACAGUGAAUUCUACUGGUAUCCUGUAAACAUAUACAUGUAUAUAGUAGUAUUUAACAUAGACAAGCAAUACUGGCUAGGAGAAUUAGUACCCAUGCAUGGCCCACUCAGCCUUCCCAGUAGCUACCUCCAUGGUCAGAAAACUCAACUUGUAAGUAAUAACAUAUUUGUCAAGAAAUCAGUACUUGUCUCAGGAAGUCUAUAUUCCCACAGGUAGGGAGUAGCUUAUAGUAGAUUUUUAAAAAUUAAAGUAUAGUUGAUUUACAAUGUUGUAUUCAUUUCAGGUGUACAAUGUAGUGAUUCAAUAUUUUUAUAGAUUAGACUCCAUUUAAAGUUAUUAUAAAAUAUUGCCUAUAUUCCCUGUGCUAUGUGACAGUUUUCUUAUUUACCUCUUACCAGUUCUAGUUAUUUCAUAUCUUUACCAAUGCUUGGUACUGUCAAUGUUUUAAAUUUUAGCCAAUCUAGUCAGUAUAUAGCAGUAUCUCAUUGUGGUUUUAAUUCAGAUUUCUCUAUGAAUUACAUUUCUCUAGUGAUGUUGAGCACCUUUCCAUAUGCUUCUCGGCCAUUUGGAAAUUCUCUAUUGUGAAGGGUCAGUUCAAGUCCUUUUUCUUUAAUGACUAUGGGAUUCUUUGAGUCAUAUUUUGAGUCUAUGCAUUCAUUGUAAUGUUCUUUUCCCAGUUUGUGUUUUAUCAUUUUACUUUCUUAAUUAUCUUUAAUUAAUGACCAGAAGUUCUUAGUUUUUAUGAAAUCUAAUUUAUUAGCUUUUGAUGGUUAGUACUCUGUCCUGUUUAAGAAAUCUUUGCCUACUCCAAGGUUAUGAAGAUACUUUAUGUUUUUUCUAGAAUCUUUAUUUGUUUUACCUUCACAAUUAUGUUGAUGGUCUAUCUCAAAUUAAUUUUUGUGAAGGCAGGUAAAGGUACAGGUAAAACAGUUACUUGCUCCCACACUGUUUAUUGAAAAUAUCUUUCCCCCACUUAAAGAAGCUUAUGUAAUUAAUUUUCAACCAGUCUUCUUUUCUAGUAAAUCUACUUAAAUAUGCGUCGCUUUAGAUGCUUCCCAUAAGUUUAGAAAAUUUUUAAAAAGUAUUUCUUUAUUUGGCUGUGCCAGGUCUUAGUUGUGGCACGCAGGAUCUUUGAUCUUUAUUUUCGGCAUGUGGGAUCUAGUUCUUUGACCAGGGAUGGAACCCAGGUCCCCUGCUUUGGGAGCAGGGAGUCUUAGCCACUGAAUCGCCAGGGGAGUCCAUUCCCAUAAGUUUUGACACACUGUUUUUAAUUAUCAUUCAAUUUGAAACAUUUCUAGUUUCUUUUGUGAUUUCUCCUUUGAUCCCUGAGUUCCUUAGAAAUGUGGUGGAGAGUAAAGGACACUCAGCGCACCUCUGGCAGCCAACCUAGCCCACUGGAGAGGCUGGCUUGCUUUCGUCUUUGCACUCCUGGCAGCACUAUCGAUCCUGCCAUAUAAGCCGGGGACACGGAAUGGUCAGCAACUCCUGGGACGAGGAUCCAGCAAGCAGAGCCAGGCCAUGCUGACCGCAGUACUGCUGAGUUGUGCCCUGUUGCUGGCAAUGCCCACCAUGCAGGGGGCCCAAAUGGGCUCUGCUCCCCUGGAGGGCAUCGGAAGGCCUGACGAAGCCUUAUUCCUAGAGCUCCAAGGCCUAAGCCUGCAGCCAUUGCUGAAGAGGACAACGGAGGAACAGGCCGAAGAGGCGCUGCUGCAGGAGGCAGAGGCCAAGGCCUUAGCAGAGGUGCUAGAUCCGGAAGGACGCAAGCCACGCUCCCCACGUCGCUGCGUAAGGCUGCACGAAUCCUGUCUGGGACACCAGGUACCCUGCUGCGACCCAUGCGCCACUUGCUACUGCCGUUUCUUCAACGCCUUCUGCUACUGCCGCAAGCUGGGUACCACCACGAACCCCUGCAGCCGCACCUAG